AUGAGUGGAGGUCUCCGCGUUCUGAUGAUGGUACAUGCUCAUAUUCAUCGCUGCUUUUUUUUCAAGAGGAGGCUGAUCCAUUAUACAAGGCAAACAACGAGACCUGGCGUAAAAUCCGCAAGCUGGCCCACAGCCUACUCAAUAUCACGGUGGCCAGGAAAUAUGUGCCCUAUCAAGACUUGGAAAGCAAAGCUUUGUUGAUGGGUCUUCUAGAGGACCCCGGCGACUUCUUCAACCAUAUCCGACGCUACUCAACCUCUCUCACUCUUCAAAUGGCGUUUGGCAGCCGUACUCCAACAAGGAACGAUCAAAACUUGUUAGAAAUGUUUCAAGUAAGUUCUCGCUACCUCACGAGAUCAUGGCUCACACCCUGUCCAAGAUAUUCGAGAAGUUCUCCGAAAUCAGUCUCUCUCCUGUAAGUAAUCCAUAUCUUUUUUUUCCAACCCCACCUCCUUUUUUUUCACCGUGGUUUUCCUAACGUCAUCUCUUCCAAGGCCGCUGCUCUUCUUGAUGUCUUUCCCAUUUUGAGGUCUCUUCCUGAUAUAUUACUGCCUGUCAGAGCUCUGGGGAAGGAACUUCAUGAACGAGAGAUGAAACUUUUCAAAUCAUUCUUCAAUAAUACCCGACAGAAGCUAAAAGACGGUACACAAAAGGCAUGCCUACCCACACCUUCGGCCCUGGACUGCAACUAAUCAAGCUUUAGCCCUGUGCCUGCAUCGACUUGCUUCGCCUCCAGGACAAGGAAGACUUCUCCGAUGAUCUCACUUGCUACACCAGCGGCAGUUUCCUUCAAGCUGGUUCCGAAACCACAGCCAAUGUGUUGAUGGGGUUCACCCAAGCCAUGGUCGUCUUUCCCGAGGUAGCCAGGCAAGCCCAGGCGGAAAUCGACCAGGUCUGUGGAAACCGCCUGCCUGAUUUGAACGACGUGCCGGAUCUUCCAUACAUCCGCUCUUGUAUCAAAGAGAGCCUACGUUGGAUGCCCGUGGCGCCAUUGGCCGUUCCUCAUGCUGUCACACGGGACGACUAUUAUCAGGGUUACCUGAUACCCCAGGGUGCGGAAGUGGUACUUAAUGUUUGGUAAGCGCUUGGAACAGCCCUUGCUGAAAUUAGACUUUCGACGCUGUGAUAAAUAAGACCCAUUUGGCUAACUACCAUCUAUCUACAAGGGCGAUUUCACAAGACCCUCGGCGGCAUCUUGACCCGCGAGUCUUCAACCCCGGCCGCUGGGCUGGGAAUAAUGAAAACUCGAUGGACUCGGCUGCCAGCGCCGAUAUCGCCAAGCGUGACCAUUUCAUCUUUGGGGCGGGUCGGCGGAUCUGCCAAGGAAUGCACAUUGCUGACCGGUCCCUCUUCUUGGCGAUAUCACGUACGCUCUGGGCCUUUGACUUCAAGCGAGUAGUGGACCCGGAGGCGAAGCAGGAACUGGUUCCAGACACGGACGAUUUAGUUGAUGGGAUGUUCAUACGCCCCAAUUCGUUCAAGGCCGAUAUUGUCCCCAGAAAUGAGGCUAGGGCAUCUCAGGUCAGGGAGGAGUGGGCCAAAGCAACGGAACUACUAGACGAAAACAUGCAAUGGAAGAUAGUGCCGGAGGGAUUGAUCUGGAAAGACUACGAAGCUGUGGAAAAUUCAGGGUAG
This is a messenger RNA of Clonostachys byssicola, 1635 nucleotides long. The record is from the annotation of a GenBank genome assembly. NCBI's taxonomy places the organism in Eukaryota, Fungi, Ascomycota, Sordariomycetes, Hypocreales, Bionectriaceae.